ACCAUCUUCCAUUCUUUUUUCAACAAGGCUCUAGGUUGACCGCCACCAAUUUUCGACUUUCAAGUAGGUUUUCGAGCAGGCUGACCAAGAGGCUAUCUUAUUCUUGACAUCAAGAAUUAGAAUCGAAUUUUUAUUAAUCUCCUAAAAGGGUGGUAUGGAAGUUCUCGGUGCCGUUGCGGCCGCAGGGCAGCUCGUUGGAACAGCUGUCAAAAUCCUCGAGUUGAUUGCAGAGCUUCGAGAGUUCCUAAAGAAUGCCCAUGGUAAAUGCCAAGGAUGGCUCACCCAGCUCACGGCCCUCGACAAUGCAAUUACGGAUAUCCGCCUGAACCCGACGUUGCACACGAGCAACAUAUUGCAUAUCAUAGAGGCAAUGUACCCGAAGGUUCGAGAUCUAGGCACUCUUCUACCACGUUACAGCCCUGUCAGUAGUCCAGGACUUAAGAUACGGUUUACUACAAGAAUGAGGGGUGCGCUGUCAGCCAGAACAGUAGAAGCCCGAAUCAUUCAACUUUUCCAAUCUCUGGAACACGAUAAAACCACACUUAUCCUAACGAUUACCACCCUUAACAGAUCGAUUGCGAGAGGCUCCUACGCCAAGAUGGAACAAGGUAAACCCGUAAAGGAAGAUACGCAUACUACGACCCAAGAGAUAUCUAGUCCGAACGGACCAUCCCAUGAUAUCCAAAUGAAUCAAGGACGGUCUGGCCAAGAGCAAAACAAUCACCCUGCUGAGGCAGAUCAAACUGUGCAAUCCCCUAGCAUUACUUCUCCUAAGCGUGGCACUCAUAUCGAGAAUCUCGACAUCAAUGGAAACGGUUGGAUUCUCGCCAAUUCCACAGAACGUGACAUGAUGAUGAAGGAUGUCAAGGGCAAUGGCCAUGGCACCUUCGCUGGGGCUCACGAUCCUCAAGUGAUGAUAUCAUUAUUCAACUCCGGAUUGAUGAAUAAUUACGCGACCCGGGACAGCCCGACCGGCCCGAACGGUCAGAACGGUCAGAGCGGCACAAACAAUACGAACUCGAUUCCCCUGGCGACGCCCACGUCGAUGCCCAUAGCGAUGGCCCCGGCAACACCCCCGGUAACUCCCCCGGUAACGCCCCCCUAUUGAAACAACCCGGCCUCUGGAGAAUGUCAAUGGCAACGAACGUUUUGAUCUAGAUUUUAGGCAAGGCCCGAUCACGCAUAUAGACCAAAACAAGACGAGAGCUGAACCAAACUCAAAGGUUUGGAGGGAUGCAAGAGACAAAUAGGCCUUUUCCGCAUAUGGAGAGAUAUCUUGCGCGAAUGAUAUGGCGAACUAGAUAUGAUAUGAUGGAUCCGACAUGGUAUGGGGAAUCGAAUAUGAUAAAAUAAGAGACCUAGAAACAUGAUUGUAUUAAUGCUACCUACUCAGAGUUCGAUUUAAUAUGAAUAAGUGAAUAAAUAAGUUAUAUUUAAA
Daldinia loculata is the source of this 1438-nucleotide messenger RNA. RefSeq lists its product as uncharacterized. The record is from RefSeq and is a predicted model, not a curated record. NCBI's taxonomy places the organism in Eukaryota, Fungi, Ascomycota, Sordariomycetes, Xylariales, Hypoxylaceae. The transcript is spliced from 3 exons. Bases 155 to 1108 code for a protein of 317 amino acids.